Messenger RNA from Anisakis simplex (herring worm), 1674 nucleotides. The record is from the annotation of a GenBank genome assembly. Lineage: Eukaryota; Metazoa; Nematoda; Chromadorea; Rhabditida; Anisakidae.
AUGGGUACCGUUUCAUCAUGUUUUCACUCUAAAUCAGACUCUGAAGUUAUUCCGAGUCGACAGGUGAAAACAAAAUACGGUCUUGUUGAGGGUCGACGUCUCGUUAAUGAAGGAUCUCUUCAAGUCGAUGCUUUUCUGGGAAUUCCUUUCGCUAAACCUCCUACUGGUUCACUUCGAUUUAAGAAGCCAGAACCACCAGAUCGUUGGCCAGGUGUUUUCAAAGCGUACAAGUUUGGUGCAAGGGCACCUCAAAUUGAUUUUAUUUGGGAGAGAUGGACGCUUGGGGUGGGCAAAGAUGAAGACUGCUUGACGCUGAACGUUUUUUCGCCGUCAUGGAAACCAGGCAAUGAUCAGCCAGAUGGUUUUGCCGUCAUGGUAUUCGUUCACGGUGGCGGUUUUCUUAUCGAUUCGGCAGUUAACUACGGAGAUAUUGGCAUUUGUCGGAAUUUGUGCCCUCAUGGAGUGGUGGUUGUGACAAUACAAUACCGAUUAGGUUAUCUGGGAUUUUUGACGACUGACGAUGACAUUUGUAAGGGUAAUCUUGGAUUAUGGGAUCAAACAAUGGCGUUACAAUGGGUUCAGGAUAACAUCGCAGCAUUCAACGGCAAUCCUAAGCGAGUCACAGUUUUCGGCCAAAGCGCUGGCGGUGCGAGUGUGGACCUGCUGUCGUUGUCACCGCACUCAUCACAUCUUUUUCAACAAGUGAUACCCAUGGCUGGGAAUGCAGAAUGCAUUUGGUCUAUUAGCGAGAAGGCUCGAGUAGCAAACACCUGUAAAAGUUUUGCAAAGAAACUUGGAUGGAAAAGCAAACGUAAAGAUCAGAAGAAACAAGUCGAGUUGACGGAAUAUUUGCGAGCAAAACCGGCCAAGCUGUUUGCACGUGGUUUAGUGGGCAGAGGCGGAGUGAACAUGCAACAGAUCGGUCUUGACAUAGCACCUGUUAUUGAUGGUGAUUUCUUGCCGAGACCGAUCGAUGAACUAAGAAACGAGGCACCAUUAAAAAAGUGCAUGAUUGGGACAUGCAAAUACGAGGGACUAAUUUUCGCUUCACUCAGCUCGAGUCAAUUCAACCUCCGCGGUAUUGAAAAGUUAUUAUCGUUAACGAUCCCAGAAGAUAAAUUUUCCAACUGGAGAGAACUGAGGAAUGAAGCAAUUCAGUUGUAUUUGGGUAAAAAGGGAACGUCUUCAAACGAUAAACAUCUCAUGUCAAAGGCGUUCGUAAACCUAUUCAGCGACCUGUUCGUCAAUAACGGUACUUAUGAGUAUGCAAAACAAAUGACUGAACGAGGACAUGAAGUAUUUUUGUAUUCAUUUGAAUACUUCAACCCGAAAAGCUUUGGAAUUCUUUCGUUACGAUUUCCCUUCAAAGGUGCAACUCACUGUACAGAACUGACGUAUUUGUUUGGAAAAAGUAUAAUAUUCCCAUUCAAACUUAAUGAAAAUGAUCGAAGUAUAACUGACCUAAUGACUAAACUUUGGACUAAUUUCGCUAAAUACGGGAAUCCAAAUGGUUCGGAGAAGUGCGACAAUUUUACCGACUUCAGUUGGGAACCAGUGAAUAGGGAAUGUGCUGAUCGAUAUUUGAAAAUUGAUCUUAAAACUGAAAUGAUGAAUGGUUAUUGCGAAAGGCGAGCUGAAUUUUGGAAACGUGUCACUGAGCAAACCAACUCAUAA